Messenger RNA from Nothobranchius furzeri (turquoise killifish), 6666 nucleotides. It is a transcript of the gene thsd7aa, whose product is annotated as thrombospondin, type I, domain containing 7Aa. The record is from RefSeq and is a predicted model, not a curated record. NCBI's taxonomy places the organism in Eukaryota, Metazoa, Chordata, Actinopteri, Cyprinodontiformes, Nothobranchiidae.
GGAGGCUCUGCAUCAAAGCAGCAUGCAGCAGCAGCAGCAGCAGCAGAAGCAGGCUGGGCUUUCUGAUCCAUUGUUCCUGGUUGUGCUGCUGCCGGACUUCAUUGUUCCUCGUUAGGAAGCUCAGAGAAGAAGGAGGGCAUAGGGAGAAAACGCUGGGAGCCUUCCGCUUUGUUUGCUCUGGAUUAUUUCUACUUGGACACACUAUUGUUGUGGACAAAAGAGGGACUUCAGCACUCCCGGGCUGGCUCUUCCUACUGACUGCAUUGGGGUCUACAGUACCAAGUGGGGACUAUGGGUCUGCCUGGGAGGACCCGGUUUCUACUGGGGCUGUUCAAGCACCCUGUAAGCUCCUGUUUGUGGAGGUUAGCGCUGCUCUUUCUCUCCAUGUGGACUCUAGAUGCACAAACCGCAGUGGAAACUAAACCCUUCUACAUCUGGCAGACAGGUCCGUGGGGUCGCUGCAUGGGAAGCGAGUGUGGUCCAGGAGGAAGCCAGAGCAGAGCGGUGUGGUGCGCUCAUUCUGAGGGCUGGACCACCCUCCAUACAAACUGUGACCAGGCACAGCGGCCGAACAACCAGCAGAGCUGUUUCAGAGUUUGUGAUUGGCACAAAGACCUGUAUGAAUGGCAGCUGGGUGCCUGGAACCAGUGCAUCCCAGUUCUGUUGCGUAACGCCGGGGCGCUGCGCCCCACCAUGUGCUCACGAGGAGAGGAGGGCAUCCAGACUCGGGAGGUGGGGUGUGUCCAGAGAUCCAAUGGUGAGCCUGCUGAAGAUGCAAUCUGUGAAUACUUUGAGCCUAAACCACGCCUGGAACAGGCCUGUCUGAUACCAUGUCCUCGCAACUGUGUGGUAUCGGAGUUCAGCCCAUGGACUUCAUGCUCUAAAACUUGUGGGAUGGGUUUACGGAACCGGAUCCGCUUUGUUCUGGCGCCACCGCUGUUUGGUGGAUCAGCCUGUCCAAAUCUGACUGAAUUUCAAACAUGCCAGCCAGGUUCCUGUGAUGGAGAGGAAAACCUGUUCAGCCUCAGAGUGGGACCAUGGGGGCCUUGCUCCGUCCCACUGCCAAGACAAGCCAGACAAGCCGAAAAAACAGCCAGAGGGGGCAACAAAAGGUCAAGAGACAGUGGUAAAGCUCCUAAAGAGGGCAAAAAGCAGUCAAGGGAGGGGGAGACGCCAUCCAGAGGCGAGAAACCUCCCAGAGAGAGCAACAAGCAGUCAAUCGAAGGAAAAAAACAGAGAGAUGAUGAAAAACAGUACCCAGGUAAAGACAAAAACUCAAAGGACGAAGACAAACUCUCCAGGAAUGAUAACAAACAACUCAAUAGAAAACUGGACCGAGCAAAUGGAAAACCAGACAGGCCUUCUAGACAGGCUGAUCGUCCCAAACGACAGAAAAAGCUCAAAAACAGAGGGAAGAAGGAGAAAAUCAGAGAUAAGAUCAAAGGGAGAUUACGAGAAAGGGGGAAGACAAAGGACCCUGAGGCUAAAGAACUAAUGAAAAAAAAAAGGCUCAAGAAUCGUCAGAACCGUCCUGGGGGAAAGUUCUGGGAUCUACAAGUCGGCUACCAGACCAGAGAGGUGAUGUGUGUCCACAAGAGCGGAAACGUCGAAGCUCUGAGUCUGUGCUCCCAGGAGAUGCUACCGAUCACCUUCCAGGCCUGCGUGGUUCCAAAAGACUGCGAUGUGACCGAGUGGUCCCCGUGGUCCGCCUGUUCCAAAGACUGCUACGACCCAAACGGACCCACUGGGGAGCGUGCCCGUACCAGGAAAGUCAGCCAGUUUUCCAUUGGUGGAGGAGCGGACUGUCCAGUUUUAGAGGAGAGAGAGCCCUGCAGCCCUCUUGGAGAUGCAGUCCCACCAUGCACUGUCUACAGCUGGAAGACCACCGAGUGGACCGAGUGCAGGGUGGAUGUGCUGCUGAGCCAGCAGGAUCGCCGCCGUGGAAACCAUACAGGGUUGUGCGGAGGAGGGAUCCAGACUCGGGAGGUCUACUGUGUCCAGGCUGGUGCUGAUGCUCCGCCCAAACUCGGCUCCAUCAGGAGUAAAGAAGCACUGCGGCCGGUGGACAGUGAGCUGUGUUUGGGAGUGGCUCCAAACACCACCCAGCUGUGUCACAUCAGCUGUCCUGUUGAGUGUGAGGUGUCAGCGUGGAGCGCCUGGGGACCCUGCACUUACGAAAACUGUCAGGACCAGACCACCAAGAAAGGUUUUAAACUGAGGAAGAGAAGGAUUACCAACGAGCCCACAGAUGGCACAGGGAACUGCCCUCACCUGGUGGAGGCCAUCCCAUGUGAAGACCCCAGCUGCUACGAAUGGCUGGUGGUGAAGCUGGAUGAGUGUGUUCCAGAUAAUGAGAAGGAAUGUGGACCUGGAACCCAGAUUCCUCAGGUCCAAUGCAUCAACAGUGAUGGUGAAAACGUGGAGAAGCAACUGUGUCGGGACGCCAUCCUUCCCAUGCCCUCCAUCUGCGAGGUGCCGUGCCCUAAGGACUGUGCCCUGAGCCCCUGGACCUUCUGGUCACUCUGCUCUCAUACCUGCUCUGGGAAAAACACCGAGGGAAGGCAGACCCGAGUCAGGUCCAUCCUGGCCUACAAUGCAGGAGAAGGAGGAUUCCAGUGUCCCAACAUCAGUGCUCUGCAGGAGGUGAGGAGCUGUAAUGACCAUCCCUGCACUGUGUACCACUGGCAGACGGGAACAUGGGGACAGUGCAUUGAGGACUCGUCCAUCCUGUCCACCAACACAUCUGUGGGACGAAUACGUGGAGAUGACACGUCGUGUUCUGUUGGGAUGCAAACUCGAAAAAUCAUCUGUGUCCGAGUCAAUGUGGGCCAAGUUCCUCCCAAAAAGUGUCCAGAUAGUCUUCGCCCCGAUACUGUCAGGCCGUGUUUGCUGCCCUGCAAGAGAGACUGUGUGGUCACCCCCUACAGCAGCUGGAGCCCCUGUCCUACAGCAUGUCCAGCAGGAAACACCAGGAGGCAAUUCAGGAAGCAGCACAGGAAACGGAUCAUCAUCCAGUUACCCGCCAACGGGGGACAGGACUGUCCUGAAGCUCUGACUCAGGAACAGGAGUGUGAAGCUCAGUCCGUCUGUCAUGGAUACAGAUGGAAAACACACAAAUGGAGACGCUGUCAGCUGGUCCCGUGGUCCAUCCGGCAGGACUCUCCCGGAGCUCAGGAGACUUGUGGGCCGGGUUUGCAGUUUAGAGCUGUUUCAUGUCGAAAGCAAGAUGGUGGACAAGCAGAAAUUGAAGCUUGUCUGAAGGUUGCUAGUCCCAUGCCACAUCUCUCCCAGCUGUGCCAGGUGCCCUGUCAGGAAGACUGUCAACUCAGCAGCUGGUCAAAGUUUUCCUCCUGCUCAGCUGAUUGUGUGGGAGUCAGGACUCGCAAGAGGAUCCUACUAGGAAAAAGUAAAAAGCGUGACCAGUGUAAAAACAAUCAGAUGUAUCCCCUGAGUGAGACCCAGUACUGUCCCUGUAAUAAAUACAAUGCCCAGCCGGUGGGGAACUGGUCCGACUGCAUCCUACCAGAAGGCAGCCGCGUGGAGGGCCUGCUUGGCAUGAAGGUUCAAGGUGACAUCAAGGAGUGUGGCCAAGGAUAUCGCUACCAGGCCAUGGUGUGUUAUGACCAGGACAACCGCAUAGUAGAAACAUCUCGAUGCAACAGUCAUGGCUACAUUGAGGAAGCUUGCAUCAUCCCCUGUCCAUCAGACUGCAAACUGAGUGAGUGGUCCAACUGGUCGCGCUGCAGUAAGUCAUGUGGCAGUGGGGUCAAAGUUCGCUCCAAGUGGCUGAGAGAAAAGCCUUACAACGGUGGAAGGCCAUGUCCUAAACUGGACCACGUCAACCAGGCUCAGGUCUACGAGGUGGUGCCCUGCGUCAGUGACUGUGGGCAGUAUGUUUGGGUGGCAGAACCCUGGAGUGUGUGGAAAGUCAGUAACGUUGACUUGAGAAACAACUGUGGUGAGGGCGUGCAGACCAGAAAAAUUAGGUGCAUGCUCAACACUAUAGACGGGCCCUCUGAGCAGGUAGAGGACUACCUGUGUGACCCAGAAGAGAUGCCUCUAGGGGCCCGUAACAGCCACCUGCCCUGCCCCGAGGACUGUGUGCUAUCAGACUGGGGUGCCUGGAGCCCAUGCCCACUGCCAUGCACUCAGAACCAGACCCGUGAGCGGGUGGCUUACCUGAUUCGCAAACCGGGAAAGGACAAGACGUGUCCUCCAACAACCGAGACAGAAUCCUGCAAACUCAACAGCAACUGCUUCCACUACUCCUACAACAUCACAGACUGGAGCACCUGUCAGUUGAGCGACCGGGCAACGUGUGGAAAUGGCAUCAAAACCCGCAUGCUUGACUGUGUGAGAAGUGACGGAAAAUCUGUCGACCUCAGCUUCUGUAAAGAGCUGGGUCUGGAGAGGAAGUGGCAGAUGAAUGCUUCCUGUGUCGUUGAAUGUCCCGUCAACUGUCAGCUAUCUGAGUGGUCGUCGUGGUCUGAGUGCACUCACACCUGUGGCCUGGCAGGUAAACUGUGGCGGACACGAACGGUGAUCCAAGCUCCCCAGGGUGAUGGCAGACCAUGCCCUUCUCAGAUGAAGCAGUGGAAGCCUUGUCUGGUGAAACCGUGCUACAGCUGGAGAUACAGUUCCUGGUCUGAGUGCAAGUCAGAGGGGGCAAGGUGCGGGGAGGGUCUGCGCUUCAGGAACAUGUCCUGCUUCGUGUCAGAUGGGUCAGAGAUACAAGACAGCAGCAUGGUGAACGAAGAGCUUUGUGGAGACCUGGAGCUCUCGGUGGAAGGAGAUAGACUAAUAGUUCUUCAGGAGGCGUGCACCGUACCCUGUCCAGGAGAAUGCUACUUGACAGACUGGACCGUUUGGAGUCCAUGCCAGCUAAGCUGUGUUAGUGGGGACGACUUGGGCUUCGGCUCAGUCCAGGUCCGCUCCAGAGCAGUGGUGGCGCAGGAUCCAGAAAACCUGCUGCAGUGUCCAGAACAAGAGCUGGAAGCACGUCCUUGUACAGGUGGUCAGUGUUUUGAAUAUAAGUGGAGGACUGGACCGUGGAGAGGCUCAUCUCGCCAAGUGUGGUGUGAGCGUUCAGAUUGGAUCAACGUCACAGGUGGAUGCCUGGAAGCAGCAAAGCCAGUGGCCGACCGGUCCUGUGACCCACCUUGUACCAAACCAUGGUCUCUGUGCACAGAGGCCGGUGUGUGCGGCUGUGAGGAUGGCUACACAGAAGUGAUGACCUCUGACGGCCUGUUGGAUCAGUGCACUGUCAUUCCGGUUCUGGAGAUCCCAACCGCUGGUGACAACAAAGCUGAUGUGAAGACCAUCCGAGCCUUCAGCCCCAUCCAGCCUGCAGCCAGCGCCCCGGGAAGGGCUGGACGGACCUGGUUCCUGCAGCCCUUCGGUCCAGAUGGGACGCUGAAGACCUGGGUGUAUGGAGUCGCUGCAGGAGUCUUUGUUCUGCUCGUCUUCAUCAUCUCAAUGACGUAUUUAGCGUGCAAAAAGCCAAAGAAGCCACAGCGUCGGCAGAUGAACAACCGACUGAAACCUCUGACCCUGGCGUACGACGGCGACGCCGACAUGUAGACGUCUUCCAGCUGACUUCCUGUACAGAACAGAUCGGGACACAGGGUGGCUCUCUUUAACGUCAGGGCCGGUGGUGCUUGGCUCAGCCUUGAUGUUCCCGUCCUCUUUUUUAUAAUCUUCCUGUUUUUACUUUUUUUCUGAAGCCUUCACUAACUCCACCUCCCUCUGGGAGUGUGCCUUUGGCAGCACACAAACCAUGAGAGAGAGAGAGAGAGAAUCGGCUGGAGAAGCACAAACCUUCAUCAUUAGUUGCGUGGUGUUUCCUCACGUGUUGCUCUUAGUCUCUACAUCGUUACAAUCUGGAUGCGACGUGGGAGAACAGCACAGAAACGAGAGCCUGCUGAGUUCUGGAGUUACUGCCUCUCCUCCUCUAUUUACAGGCAGGUUUUUGCACUAUAUUAGUGCAGCAUGAUAUGUACGUUCGCUCUGCCAUAUGAAACUGCCUCUCCAUACAAGACGAUCUACACUUUUGUGCCACAAAUGUAAAGAUUAUACUUUUUUGCUAACCACCUAACGAUGUUUGAUAUGUUUUUCUAUUAACUCUUCUAUGCUCCAGACUGAACUCCUUGUAAAUAGUUUUUGUGGUUUUAACUUUGAUUCUUCAGCAUUUUCUGCACAGACUCGCAUACAGAAAUCAACUUCAUCUCCGAUGAUCUUUUAACUGUGACUUGAUUUGCUUUUUUUACUUUGAGACUUCAAACUCAUCUUCUCACCCUAGAGACAACAUGUCAUUUUUACUGUUAAUCUCUGGAAAUAUCCAUCAAAAUGUUGAUGAAAAAGAAUUAAAUGAUGCCCAGUUGGUGAAAAGUAUUGGUGGCUUUGUAGCAUAUAAUCAUAAAAAUCAGGUCUAACAUACAUAAGCACGGGCCUAUGUCUCUGGAAAACGACAAAUUAGACAGCACGUUUCCUUCUAUGGGAGCCUGUGAGGGCAAAAUGUAUUUACUGAUUUAUAAUUUUUUAAAACCCUUGCCAUUCAUAAACAUUGUGGUUUUGCACAUCUACCUGUUCACUUUCUGCCAAUGAUGGAAGGGAGUCUGAUGUGCUUAUCAUUUCGCUGGAGGUUGCACCCCCAUGAGCUUUUUGACC